AUGGACGGCGACAAAUGCACUAAGGCAGUGGCGGCCGAACACGAGAGUCUAAAACGAUUCGCUUUCGUCGGAGUCGCUGUCUCUACAAUCGCUACUUUGACCGCGAUCAUUGCUGUCCCUAUGCUCUGUAUGCAUAUGCACACAAUCCAGUCUGGCAUUCAGGAAGAGCUCUCCUAUUGUCGAACGAGAAACGCUAGAAUGCGCGGCGAGUAUUCUAAGGUUUGUUUCUUAUGUCUUUUAUCGUUCAUGAUGAUCACAAGUUCAUGUUCACAGCGCUGUAUGAAAUUCGCUUUGAUUUGGACUGAUUGGUUAAUACGUGUGAUUUACAUUGUGUUUCCCAUUUCGUGA
Messenger RNA from Strongylus vulgaris, 348 nucleotides. The record is from the annotation of a GenBank genome assembly. NCBI's taxonomy places the organism in Eukaryota, Metazoa, Nematoda, Chromadorea, Rhabditida, Strongylidae.